AUGCCCCAGAGUAGUCCGCAGUCCAAGUCGGUCGACGGUGUCGUCAAGCAUCGUGCGUGUGAUGAGUGUCGCUCGCGGAAACUUGCCUGCACCAAAGAGCCUGACGGCUGCUCGCGCUGUAAGAGAGAGGGCUUGAGAUGCGUCUACUCGCCCCAGAAGCAAAUGGGCCGGCCACGGAAGCGCAGACAUGUCGAAGAGUCGGAAAGAUCGCCCUCUUCCGACAAGCCUCAGAGACCAGAUGAGCAGCCGCAGGUGCCGCUCUUCACGCAACCAACCUUAGACACCGAUUUCUCAGCCUUCUUCACCCAGGACUAUUACUCCAACUUUGACUAUCUUGACCUACUCUCUCCUUUGGAAGGCCCGCCGCCGUCCACGCUGCCGCCUGAGUUAUCGAGUCUCAGCAUGGCCCAUGCCGAGCCACGGUAUCCCGCGGAAGACUUCCAGUUGGGUGUCGGUGGUGUUGACCUGUUAGGUGGCAUCAACUUUAGCGAAAGUGACUCUGCUGACGAGGGCUUGCCUCAAGAUAUCAACAAAAGCUUUACUAGCCUAUCCUCAGAGCAGGUGCCCGGGAGGACAGGGUCAGGCGUCUCCCCUCCUACAUCAUCAGAGACAUCCCGCACGCUCAGCACAAGCGACCCCAAGUCUCCCUCUAGCUGCAUCAACGACGCCAAAGGCAUCAAUCCAGAGUCAGAAGCCGCUGUCAAAGCGUACAGCAACGCCUCGUGUCCCUGCCUUUCUCAGAUGUUUCUUUCUCUGGACGCCUUAUCGAGACUACCGGGUGAUGUCAAGAUCGCCAGGGGCAUCGCUAGGUCAGCAGCUCGGGUAGCCCGCAAUGUUAUCCGCUGUCCGGCAUGCAGCCUUACAGACUUUACGAAGCCGCCGCCGAUACAAGCGUUCCAGAAUAUGAUGAUGCUGAGCGCUAUUUUCUCAUCGACCACUAACGCAUACGCCAAAAUCCUCGAGCUCAUCGAUAACGAAACCGCCCGGGCCAUUAAAGAGGCUCGAAACAUUACCUUCUCUUUCAACGAGUAUGGCGGACUCUGGGGCGAGAUGCGCUGCAGUGCACCUCGGAUGGUUGAGGGCCGAGAAAUGGACCCGGCCACCUGGAGGGUUUCUACCAGGGCACUUUUGAGGAUUGACAUUUACGGAUACGAUUUUGAGAGAAAGGACGGGGCGGGCUCUACUGAGCCGUAUCAUUACCUCGGUCUCAGGGACAUCAUCAAACAAAUGGAAGACAGGUCGAACAGACGACACGACCAGCUUCACGCCAUGGUUGCAGCCGGGCUUCCUCACCCGAUGCUGCACACAUGCCAGACCUUGAUGGUUCCGGAGGGGAAAGAUGGCAGUAGAGAGAACCGGCACUGCUUGAAAAUCAUAGACAUGGCGCGGAUUGCUUUGGAUAAGUUGGUGAUUUCCUGA
Messenger RNA from Colletotrichum graminicola M1.001, 1419 nucleotides. RefSeq lists its product as uncharacterized. The transcript has 2 exons. Gene Ontology annotation, molecular function: zinc ion binding; DNA-binding transcription factor activity, RNA polymerase II-specific. Lineage: Eukaryota; Fungi; Ascomycota; Sordariomycetes; Glomerellales; Glomerellaceae. The record is from RefSeq and is a predicted model, not a curated record. Gene Ontology annotation, cellular component: nucleus. The coding region runs from base 1 to 1419 and encodes 472 amino acids.